AUGAAUUAUGAUAAAUCGGAGAUAAAAUUAGUAUUAUUUUCCACCCCGAAACAGCAACAACAGGAAGAAAAAAAGAAGUUGAAUGCAAAGCCACGUGAAAAAUGUUUAACGAUGCUACAUGAAACUUUAUUCAACUUACCAACAACAUCAAAACUGACACCCACAUUAAGAUGUAAAUUUUUCUCUUAUCCGUCCUCUUACACGCUUUCAUUUCCUAGAGAUUUCUAUAAUGAAAUGAAAGAAAUCUGA
Clunio marinus is the source of this 249-nucleotide messenger RNA. The record is from the annotation of a GenBank genome assembly. NCBI's taxonomy places the organism in Eukaryota, Metazoa, Arthropoda, Insecta, Diptera, Chironomidae.